Phialemonium atrogriseum is the source of this 2042-nucleotide messenger RNA. RefSeq names its product cation diffusion facilitator 10. Gene Ontology annotation, molecular function: monoatomic cation transmembrane transporter activity. The record is from RefSeq and is a predicted model, not a curated record. Gene Ontology annotation, biological process: monoatomic cation transport; transmembrane transport. Bases 383 to 2008 code for a protein of 541 amino acids. The transcript is spliced from 8 exons. NCBI's taxonomy places the organism in Eukaryota, Fungi, Ascomycota, Sordariomycetes, Cephalothecales, Cephalothecaceae. Gene Ontology annotation, cellular component: membrane.
CCAGGAAGGAUAAAUAAAACAAGUAUUUCGUACUGGUGGCAUGCAUACCAGCCACAAACAGGGAUCAGUUUUCGCCUAAACUUCCUUUUGUCUUAAUUGUCACAGGUUUACAUCAAAAAUACAAUCAUUUAUAUCACUCCUGAGCCAUGCGGAGUAAUUCGUUUUGAAGCUCAACAAAGGGCAAGCAGACUUCUGUGGGCGACAGUCGGACGGAUUGCGUGGCUAUGAAGUAAUGCGAGUGUAAGUAUCCGUAAUGAACGUGACAAGGCCCGGAUCAAUAAGCGGGGUUAUUUAUCGGCUAUCUAAGAUACAGCCACACUGUGAACAGGAAAAGAGUUCAACCUUAUCGGUCAAGCUUGGUAAUUAGAACCUGCCACCCACGAUGGCUUCAUGGCACCGCCGGGGCUCCUCCCCGCUCAUCAACAAUGAGCCGGCCCCCCUGACCUCAAUGGGCCAUGGGGCGUUAUUGUCCCUUGUCCGAAGCCGCUCGACGACGUCGCUGCAUGCGGUGCAGCGGCGAGACGAGGAGGACGCAUUAAUGGGCUCGGGUGAUCUUUAUGAUGACGAGUCGCAGCGCGUGGACAAGCGCCGCAUGAGCGCCAUCUUGAACGGUCCGCAGAUGCGCAGCAUGCGCCUGAUUGGGAAUACCAACCCGCGCUAUCGCUGGGACCGCUAUUGGAAGACGGAGGACCAACUGGCCCGCAUGAAGAAGCCACUGCGCCAGUAUUACGAGCGGACAAACUACCUCAUACAGCAAUACUUGUAUAUUGACAAACUGCUGGACUCGUCACUGCCGCAUGACCUGCUCAACGAGUACAACAAUGUGCCCGCCUUGGCGCCCCGAGGAGUCCAGAUCCUCGACACCAUGACCGAGGAGCCUUCUUCCUUGCCCCCGUCCGAUGGUGAAGCCUCGCCUACUCAUAGCUCGCACUUGGUUCCGCAUUCCACCAACACCACCAAGAAGGUGAACCGGACGCCCAGGAACAUCUACCAUCCCAAUGAGCUGACACCGCUCUUCUCGGGCACGGACGGGGACAACGACGACGACGACGACGAGGAUGGCCUCGACCCGAAGCCCGACAUCCCGUGGCUCGAGGACGAUGACGUCGACAGCGGCGACCGCAUCGUCACCCUGGCCAUCUACAUCAACUUCGCCGCGAACGCUGUCCUCCUGGCCGGCAAGAUCGCCGUCGUCUUUUCCGUCCCGUCCGUGUCGGUGAUGGCGAGCCUGGUUGACGCGGCGCUGGAUUUCCUCUCGACCGGCAUCGUCUGGGUGACCACGUGGCUCAUCAGCCACCACGACCAGUACCGAUACCCGACCGGCAGGCGGAGACUUGAACCGAUCGGCGUUCUGGUAUUUGCCGUCAUCAUGAUUACGGCGUUCGUUCAGGUGGCUCUAGAGGCGAUCCAGCGGCUCAGGUCGCCGGAUCACGAGAUAAUCGAACUGGGGAUCCCCGCCAUCGCCAUCAUGAUAGGCACAAUUGUCAUCAAGGGCAUGUGCUGGCUGUGGUGUCGCCUCGUCAAGAAUUCAAGUGUUCAGGCAUUGGCUGCUGAUGCGAGUACCGAUGUCAUAUUCAACACCGGUUCUAUAGCAUUUCCAAUUAUUGGAUUCUACGCACGAAUAUGGUGGCUUGACGCCCUGGGUGGCCUCCUCCUAUCUCUCGUGGUGAUAUUCACCUGGAGCCGGACUGCCUCUGAGCAUGUCAAGCAUCUGUCUGGUUUCUCAGCCACCCCAGACCAGAGACAAAUCCUCCUGUAUUUGACAAUGCGGUUCGCAAAGACGAUCAAGCAGAUCCAGGGCCUUCAGGCUUACCACUCAGGGGAUCGGCUUAAUGUGGAGGUCGACAUCGUCUUGGAUGCCAAUACAUCACUCAGGGAUAGUCAUGACUUGGGCGAGAGUCUACAGUACGUUCUAGAGUCUGUGCCAAUCGUGGAUCGGGCGUUUGUGCAUGUUGACUACGCCAGCUAUAACUUGCCUACACACAUGCAACAGCAUGUACCUAGGUAGGAUGGAAUGAAGAGAUAGCCAGGACGGGGCAUGG